UUGCUACUUUGCACAAUGGUUCUCCAUAGCGGACGCGCCGCGGCUUAUAGGGAAUUCAGCAUCGGACUUCACAGAACCACCACACCCUCGCUUCGCCCAACGCAGCCUCACGGCAGCAGCCGAACAUUGACGAAGUCGGGCCCGAACACCCAAGCAGGCGGCCGUUUGUCCUCUACACACUGUACCAGCGCGGGCUGGUUCGAAGCCGACGAGGGGUUCGACCGAUUCGCCGCCUGCUCGAUCAACACAUUUCGUUUCCACAAGCGUACGCGAGAGCACAUGCCACAGUCGGUCCGACAGGAAGAGUCUCCAUCUCUGUGUAGUUUGAUGUAGCAGUAGGCUACGCGCC
Molecule: messenger RNA, 349 nt
Organism: Culex quinquefasciatus (southern house mosquito)
Lineage: Eukaryota; Metazoa; Arthropoda; Insecta; Diptera; Culicidae
Exons: 3
Coding region: 16-333 (105 amino acids)
Source: RefSeq, a predicted model, not a curated record